UCCGAUCCGAUCAAAGCAUAACCAGCGCUUUUAUAGCUAAUACAUAGAGUGAGACUGUAGAAUGAAAGAACAAAAGAAAAUAUUAGAGAGAGAAAGAGAGUGAUAGAGAGAGAAACAUAACAAAAUAUGGCUGAAGAGAGUGGAGCUAGCAAGGUAUUGGUAUUUGGUGGAACUGGGUAUAUUGGGAGUUAUGUGGUGAAGGCAAGCGUUUCUUUGGGUCAUCCAACUUACGUUUAUUCAAGAGAUCUCACUCCAGAAACUCCUCCUCCUAAGAAGGAAAUCCUUCAACACUUUGAGUCCAUCGGAGUCAGCAUUGUUUAUGGAACAUUGGAGGAGCAAGAGAAGCUUGUUGGGGUUCUUCGGCAAGUAGAUGUUGUGAUUUGCACGUUUGCUUUUCCUCAGGUUCUUGACCAACUCAAGAUUAUAGACGCCAUCAAAAUUGCUGGAAAUAUUAAGAGAUUCAUUCCGGCAGAUUUUGGGCUUGAAGAGGAGCGAGUUAAGCCUUUAAAACCUUUCCAAGAAUUACUUAACAAAAAGAGCGAAGUGAGAAGGGCUGCAAAAGAAGCUGGGAUCCCAUACACUUUUGUUUCUGCAAAUUUCUUGGGCGCUUAUUUCAUGAAUAAGAGGCUUUGCCCUCAUGAGAACCCAGAUCAACUCGUUAUCUUCGGAUCUGGCGAUGUCAAAGUGGCUUAUGUCUAUGAAGAGGAUCUUGGUGCAUACACAGUCAAGGCAGCAAAUGACCCGAGAACACUCAACCGUAUCGUCAACUGUAGGCCACGAGCGAACAUAAUUACAACACAUGAGUUAUUUGCUCUGUGGGAGAAGAAGACUGGUCGAACUUUCAAAAAAGUUUAUGUCACUGCAGAGGAGCUCGUCAAACUGGCCGAGACCCUACCAAGUCCGCAAAAUGUUGGGCCGUGUAUCCGUCAUGCUGCAUACGUGAAGGGUGAGUCGGUGAUCGACUUUGAAGGCGGAGAGGAAGAGAUUCUUGAAGCUUCGCAGCUCUAUCCAGAUCAUAAAUACACUACAAUCGAUGAACUUCUCGACAUUAUGCUGGUUAACCCCCCUAAGCCGGCAAGCACUGCGAUGGGAUGAGUUCCUCAAGUUGAUGGUGGUAUUUGCGUACACAACAGGUUUUAAAGUGAUGAAAAUGUUGGUCGUUAUGAAGUGCGUUGGACUUUGGUCAUUUUGGUGCGGGGUUCGGAUUGUCGCAAUUUGCACUUUUUUUAUUUGAAUUGUAGUAUAAAAUCUGAACCCAGAAUAAAAUUUGAACCUGUGUUUAAAUACAUGUUGAAAAUAUUAAUUUUGGGGAAAAAAUUGUGUUCUGUAUCAAAUGGGUUCAGAUUGGAUGAAUAUUUGGAAGGGGAGGUAAAUUCUGAAUUGGUCAGUUUCAACUGGCACAAUCUGAAUAAAGUUACCAAAGUAACUUAUAAAACAACAUUUCGGGUUGGGCUCAUAGGAUUAGACAACCUGAACCCACGUGUCAAACACCCCCUUUGUUAUGCAACAGUACAUUACUCAUGACUUUGAUUGCCAAUUAGAAAUCAGAGUUAACUAUCAGUCUAUCAGGUCAUAUAGUUGCUAAAAUUUA
This is a messenger RNA of Morus notabilis, 1591 nucleotides long. Its product is annotated as eugenol synthase 1. The transcript is spliced from 5 exons. Lineage: Eukaryota; Viridiplantae; Streptophyta; Magnoliopsida; Rosales; Moraceae. Gene Ontology annotation, molecular function: oxidoreductase activity. Bases 127 to 1095 code for a protein of 322 amino acids. The record is from RefSeq and is a predicted model, not a curated record.